AUGAUAACUCAAAUCAUAGUUUUCCUACUUAUAUUAUACUUUGUCAAAACAAUUUAUACAGAAUUUGUAUCAAAUGGUAAUCCAUUUUCAUCAAAAAAUUCACCAAUUGAAUCAAUAGUAGAAGGAAAAUUUACUCCUAAAACAUUACAAAAAUAUAAUGGAAAAGAUCAUCCUAAAAUAUUUAUUGCUGUUAAAAAUAGAGUAUUUGAUGUAAGUCAAGGUUCUGCAUUUUAUGGUCCAGGUGGACCUUAUGAAAAUUUUGCAGGUAGAGAUGCAAGUAGAGGUUUAGCUUUAAAUUCUUUUGAUCCUUCUGUUUUAACUCCAAUUAAUGAACCAAUUGAUGAUUUAAAAGAUUUAAAAGAUUUAGAAAAAGAAAGCUUGGAACAAUGGGAAGAACAUUUUGAAAAUAGAUAUAAAGUUGUUGGAACUUUACAUGAAAAUGGAGCUGUAAAAGAUGAAAAUUAG
Molecule: messenger RNA, 465 nt
Organism: Lodderomyces pseudojiufengensis
Lineage: Eukaryota; Fungi; Ascomycota; Pichiomycetes; Serinales; Debaryomycetaceae
Gene: DAP1
Product: Dap1p
Exons: 1
Coding region: 1-465 (154 amino acids)
Cellular component (GO): membrane; endomembrane system
Source: RefSeq, a predicted model, not a curated record